Diaporthe amygdali is the source of this 681-nucleotide messenger RNA. RefSeq names its product extracellular conserved serine-rich protein. Lineage: Eukaryota; Fungi; Ascomycota; Sordariomycetes; Diaporthales; Diaporthaceae. The transcript has 2 exons. The record is from RefSeq and is a predicted model, not a curated record. Bases 1 to 681 code for a protein of 226 amino acids.
AUGCUCUCCUCCGUUGCUCUCCUCGCCCUCGCCUCCGGCGCCAUGGCCCUCAAGGUCACCGAGCCCUCCGACAGCACCAUCUGGAGCACCGGCGAGAAGCAGACCAUCAAGUGGGACACCGUUUCCAGCGACGAGUCCACCUUCAACAUCUACCUUUCCAACAAGGCCUCUUACCCCCCUACCGACGUCCUCCUCGCUUCCGAUGUUUCCUCCAGCGACGGCUCCUACGACGUCGACGGCAGCAAGCUCACGGAUGGAAACAGCUACACCAUCAACUUCACCAACGGAACCAAGACCGAGCAGAUCUACGCUCAGUCGAGCCAGUUCAACAUCACCGAGGGCACUUCCUCCGGUUCGUCUUCAUCUUCCUCCUCCGCGUCCGCUACGGCGUCUGGCUCGUCGACUGCCUCCGCGUCCAGCACUGGGGCUGACUCUACCGGCACAGCUUCGUCCACCUCCAGUGGCAGCGCUAGCGCCACGGCCACGGCCACCAAGAGCUCCUCCACCUCGGAUGCCUCUUCCACCUCUGCCUCCUCCUCCGGCAGCGCGAGCGCCAGCGGAUCCGCCACCGGUUCCAGCUCCUCCACCAGCGCUACCGCCUCCGCCGGUGCCACCUCGGGCGCUGGCAAGAUCGUCGCCAGCUGGUUCGGUAUGGCUGCUGUCGCUGCUCUGGCUCUGUAA